GGCAAAACAUUAAACAUGGGUUGGAGCAGGGUUGUUUGGUUACAUUGGAUGGUUUUCGAACUUGUUUGUGUCUUUCAUUAAUGGAUUCAGUGUUGUUUUGCUAUGUCUGAAAUGUGUAUAGUUGGUUAGGUGACAAAUGUGGAAGUGUCAUAAAUGUGGAAAGCCCGUCUAUUUCGCAUAAGGGAGUGCCAUACUGUCAUGUCCAUGCUAUGGUGCUCUGUUUUGGUCCUCAGCUAUUUGGGCAUGGAACCAGGGGUAGAAUCUCAUACCAGUUUUUGGGAAGGUGGAGAAUCGUUCAGGUGGACCAAAUUUGCCCAGGUAAAUGGACGUCUUGUAUUGGAAGGUGCAUUGCGAAUACAUUGGGGAGUUAUAGGAAUGAUACAUUUAAAAGAAGAUGAUGAUCAGCGAACGGUGGUUACAAUAAGAAAACGUAAUUCAUGUCGGAGUGAAGUCCUUAAUGGCAUAGAGGUUGUUGAUGAACAAAAUCUUUCUGAAAAUGAAGCAGGUAAUGACUUGGAAGCAAAGGAUGACAGGGAAGCUGAACCUGAUGAACUUUCUUCUUCUGAAACAACAAGUGUAUUGAGUAAUGAAACAGAAUUGAAACAGAGGUCAUCAACUUUACCUCCAAAGCUGGAUGUGAAGCAGAUUGAUUGGGAUGAGUUAGAUGAUUUGUUACAAGUGGAAAGGAAAGUGGAUGACAGUGAGAAGCUGUACCAGACAAUGCCAGGCAGCUUGCCAAGUGUGUCCCAGACAAGUGGGGAGGGAUCUGAUCAUAGUGCUCCUAGCCUUUCAGCUCAGUCGAGCGUGGACACCACUGAAAGCCCAACUAGUGAAGACAUCAGUGUGAGGAGCGUUUUCAGUGACUCUGGUGUGGGAACAGCAAAUAGAACUUCAAGGUCAAAUGCUCAUGAUGAGGAAGGAGAUACAUUGGAUCAAGAGCUUUCUAACAUGAGCAAAUAUCCUAACUUGGAUAAAAACCUGAAUCGGUCUAUGAGUGGACCGGAAUGCUUGGAAAGACAUUGGGACCAUUGUACAAAUGAUGACACUCUGAAGUCAUCCUACCUGUCUGAAUCCCUGCGGGAAGAUCUGGAUCAUGGGGAAGAAGUUGUUGUUUUACGUAAAGCUGCUAAAACGGGGUCAACUGCUAUUCGACGGAGACCUGGUAAAAGGCGCUCUCGCACAAAGUUGAAGCGACGUUGUUCCAUUAACGGACACUUCUACAACCGUGAAACUAGUUUUUUUACUCCACCACAUGGUAGCCAGAUGAGUGUCUGGGUGACUUCCCUUGUCAACACCCAAGAAGUAAUCAAUUUACUUUUGGAGAAAUACAAAGUGGACAGCAAGGCUGAUAACUUUGCUUUGUUUGUGGUCAGGGACAAUGGAGUAUUCCAAAUUAAAUUGAAUCCAAAAAAUAUAAAUUGUAUUGUGGCACUUCCUUAUGUGGUUCCUUGUGUGACCUGGUCUGCAAUUGAAAGAAUGUAUUUAAUUUUUUAUCACAUACAUUCCUCUUCAUUCUUGGUUGCAAAUUUGUGUAUUAAUAGUUUGCAUUUGAAUGUUUUUAGGGAGCAGCGUCGCUUACGAGAUGAUGAAUACCCCUUGUUAGUCCGAGUUAUGUUGGGCCCACAUGAAGAUGUUGCUAAGUUGUUUUUAAUGGAUCGUCAGAACACUCAAGAAAUUAGUUGUGAAGUUGCUCAAUUUUUGAAUCUGAGUAUUGCUGAAUGCCGUGCCAUUCUUGAACGUUAUCAAGACGAAGAAGAGAGAGAGAUGAAAAGAGUGCGACUUAAAUUUCGAGAAAUGCGCAAAAGAAUUAAGCAAAGAAUGGAAGAUUUGAAGGGAACUAAUGAACAAUUAAAAACUAAUAUUACAUUUAAAAUUUCAUUUAAAACUCACUAA
Molecule: messenger RNA, 1893 nt
Organism: Gryllus bimaculatus (two-spotted cricket)
Lineage: Eukaryota; Metazoa; Arthropoda; Insecta; Orthoptera; Gryllidae
Source: the annotation of a GenBank genome assembly